This is a messenger RNA of Schistosoma intercalatum, 2888 nucleotides long. The record is from the annotation of a GenBank genome assembly. NCBI's taxonomy places the organism in Eukaryota, Metazoa, Platyhelminthes, Trematoda, Strigeidida, Schistosomatidae.
AAUUGAAGCGGCAAAUCAAUCCUGAUGAUCAUUCGUGUACAAUCUCCGAACGGAAUAAAAAGGAUAGAACUGCCAGAAACUGAUAGCUAUGAUAAAUUUUUAAGCUUAGUGUGUGAAAAGUUCGGCAUUGGCCGAAAUGAUAGUUGGUGCCUUUCGCGAUCUCAUAGCCAGUCUGAACGUCUAAAUGUCAGCCUGAAUACACGUUUAGCAAAAUUAGGUUUAAAACACGGGGAUCUUCUCUUCCUCUUGGAUCACCCCAGAAGUCGUGGCGAAGAAACUGCUAAUAAAGACCAACAAAAUGAUUCCAGCUCUCAUAUUAAUCUUAAUAAUUGGUCUACCUGUGGACCGCCAGUAGAAGAUAAAGUUGACCAAGAAAUGGCUAAAAUGGAUGGUCGUAUUCACCGUAAAAGAAAUGAACAAUUGUAAGAGUUAUUUUUUCUACUUAAUAUCGUAUUAUCCGCUUUUCGACGUGGAAUAACAAUCCUAUUUACUGAAUAGAAAAACAUGUUUUGUUUAAAAUAAUGGACCAGAACCAUAAUUAACUCAUUCACCAGGUAUUUCGGUACGAACCACACUCAAAGUCCAAUGGAUUAUGAUACUACCCAGUUGGUCAAACCGAAGUAAGUGGGACGUGGUUCAAAACGUUCUGUAUAGAACUGGAUGGCAAUGUUAGAAAGUGGCUAAAGGAAAAAAGUCACUAUUAUGAAAGGAUUAGGAAGUAUGAUAAAAACGUAGUCGAGAUAGGGUUCGUCCAUUUAGAUUACCUAUCAUAUGAUUUAUUGGUAAAGAAGGACUGAACUAUGUUGGCAAAACGCUGUUUAGAAGUUGCAGGUGCUAGUAUAGGUUGUGUUCGUAGUAAGCAUUUGACUAAUAAAACAUUGUAAACGUCUUUCUACGGGAUGUUCAGCUUUUUUCCAUUUACCAAUUUACUGUUUAGACGUUUUUUUACUUUUAGAUGUCACCAUCCCUUAUCUGGGCAAUGUAUCCACUGUGUUCCCCUUGAGCCUUUUGAUUCAGCCUAUUUGGAACAUUUAGAUCCUCCAGUGAAAUUUAUGUCAUUUCAUGCAUAUCUACGUAAAUUAACUGGUGGACAGAGCAAAGGAAAAUUUUCAUCUUUGGAAAAUUUAAGUUGUCAUAUUCGUCCCGGUUGUCGUGAUCAUCCUCCAUGGCCUAAUGGAAUUUGUACUAAAUGUCAACCGAAUCCAGUAACUUUAGAAAUUCAGCCAUAUCGUCAUGUAGAUUUUGUACAAUUUGAAAAUCCACAAUUAAUGAAUACAUUUUUGGAUUAUUGGCGACAAACAAGUUGUCAACGUAUUGGUAUUAUGCUUGGCCGAUAUGCUCAUUUCAAUGCACCAGGUUCACCUCCAUUAGCAAUAAAAGCAGUUGUAGCUGUAAUUUAUGAACCAGCUCAAGAAUCCACACCGAAAUCAGUAAAAUUAAUCGGUCCACUCGACAAUGUUUUACCAAAACAUGUCAUGGAAGUUGCUAAACGAAUUGGUCUACAGCCAGUUGGUUGGAUAUUUACUGAUUUAGUCGCUCAAAACUCAAAUGGUAAUGGUGUUGUCAAACAUUUUCGUGGUACUGUGGAUACUUUCUUUUUAAGUGCUGAAGAAUGUGUCACUGCUGCUCAUCUACAAAAUCUUCAUCCAAAUAUUUGUCGUCUAAGUCCUGAUGGAUGUUUUGGUUCCAAAUUUACCACGGUUGUUGUCACUGGUGAUGCAUCGAAUCAUAUACAUUUUGAAGCUUAUCAAGUUAGUAAUCAAGCUAUGGCGUUAGUGAAAGAUAAUAUUCUUGUGCCGACAUAUGAUGCACCUGAGUUAGGUUAUGUAAAAGAAACUACAAAAGAACAAUUCGUUCCGGAGGUGUUUUAUGCGACCAAGGAUAAAUAUGGUAAUCGUGUUACACGUGUAGCUCGUCCUUUACCAGUUGAGUUUCUGUUAACAAAUAUGCCAACAGCUUUUCCAAUUGAACCAUUUUAUACAAUGGCUAAAUUUCCUGAUGAUUUUCCAGCUGAUUUUCAAUUUCCAAUUGAGAAUCGUGAGUGUCUAGGUCAAAUUCAAGAUAUUCCGAGUUUUGCUCGUGUACUUCAUAAAUUUGGAGUUGAUCAAAUUCAUACAUGUUUGACUAAUUUCCAUAUACUUGCAUGGUUAGUUAACAAUGAUACACUUGGUUUACAAAUUUUCAACUCUGAAGGUAAAUUAAAUGAAGAUCCAUAUGGAAUCGUUGGUUUAUUGGAUGCGAUUGCUUUACGUUGUUCUAAUAAUAAUGAUUCGAUAAAACAAUAUGAAUUAGGUGUUAAGAAAUGGGCUAGUGAAUCACCAAUUUGGGCUACUGUACAAGAGUUGGCUAAUGCAGUUGUUUCCGAUAUGCCACCUAGUCCUCCAUUGCCUACUCAAUCAGAUUCCUAUCGUUCUGCACUCAGUGGUUCUAGUGUUUCUUUAGGAGUUGGUCCAACAUCAGUACCUAAAUCAACUUGGUCAUCUCAAACAACGACACCAUCGGGGAUAACAGAACAAAGAAAUUCAGAAUCUAGUCACUGGGCCUGUUCUCACUGUACUUUUCAUAAUAGUCCUGAUACUGAUGAAUGCGAAAUGUGUCGCCUGCCUCGACGUGGAUAAAGCGCGCUUAGGUGGUAAACCGAUGACAGAAAAGAUCAAUGAACAGUGACGCUGGUAACAAUGACGCUUAUUUAAGACGACUUCUUUAGGGAUCGUGCAUCUAUCUUUUUACCUAAGGAUGAGAUAAAUAAACAAGUUCUUUCCGUUCUCUUUUGUAUGUGAAUAACGUUUGUCGUUUAUUGCAGAUUGUUCAUUUUUUUAUCUGAACCUUUCUUGCCCGUUCUCCUAUAAAUCUGUAACUUUGUCUUUUAAUAAUAAUUACUUCACUCA